Molecule: messenger RNA, 3920 nt
Organism: Pomacea canaliculata
Lineage: Eukaryota; Metazoa; Mollusca; Gastropoda; Architaenioglossa; Ampullariidae
Exons: 4
Coding region: 409-984 (191 amino acids)
Source: RefSeq, a predicted model, not a curated record
GUGUGACAUAAACUACACCACCAUGGCAGACAGGAUGGAGUGUAGCUCUCGCGAACUUUCGGUUUAAUAAUAGCUUGUAAUUAAUGGUGUGUAUACUGCUGGCGGAAUGUAGAUACAUGUGAUUGCUUGAAAGAUGAGCCCGUGCUACAACUGGCGGCUUGCCUACAUGCGAGACUGAGAGAAUUGAAACUCGCCAGUCGAGCUCUCACACAGCAAGUGGUGUAUAUACACAGUUUACUUACUGCCCGCCCUCACGAGCUGCUACACACUCACAGACACACAGACAUAUACACACAACGCCUGAAGACCAGAUGCUGAGAGCAGGUGCAUCUUAGACAAAGAAGAACUCAACAAAGUCAACAGCAUUCAACACUGUGAACAUUUGACAACUGAUUCCAACCUUUUGUCAUGGGAAUCAUAACCUGCUUCAACAAAGCUUCUCUCUUCACACGUGUUGCAUUCCUGUUGUUGUUUCUGGCCAGCGUGUCCAGCUGGAUCGCCUUCUGCACCACCUCCUGGUCCUACAUCAACAGCAGCAGCAUCAACUUCCAAGGCUACGGGCUGUGGCGGAUCUGCGCCAAGUCAGGCUCGUGCUCGCUCUUUGACGGCACGCGCAAUGACUGGUUUGCCGGGGUGCAGGCCUGUGAAAUUUUCGGUUUCAUGGGAAUCAAUGUCGCGGUCCUCUUGAUACUCCUGUACAUCUUCGUGACAAGAUUCCAGAACAACACCGAAGCGAGGGUGGCGAUCAUUAUCAGCUGCUUUUUUGGAGUCGCCGGCCAUCUUACCGCAGUUAUCGUCUACGGGGCGAUGAGGACGUCGCUGUACUCGACGAGAGAUAACCCGGACGCUCUUGGCUUCUCCUUCGGUUUCGCCGUCGUCGCAGCUUUCUUCUCUCUGGCCUCUGGAGCUGUGUGUCUGCUGGACAUGUUUAUGGUCAAGACAGUUGCUGCUUCCAAUGCUGGUCCCAACAUCUCGCCGUCGUAAGGUGCUGGACACAAGAAACAUCGCUUGGAGAUAAGUGUGAUAAAGUUCUGGGACAGUCCUUUGAGCCCUUUAAAUGUCUUCACAUGUGUGAAAUGGUCCGAGCAAAGAGUCCGAGUAACGAAUUUUAUUCCCCACUGAGUUGGUCGACUUGCCAAUAAGGAUCCAACUAUAUAGUUGUUACGAUACAAAGUCAUUGCAGUGUAAUAAACAAAGGGUAAUCUUUAUUCAAAGAUCCUGGGUUCGAUUCCCAUCACACUUAUCAUUUUAAAUACAUGUAAAUUUAAUUUCUUAAUUUUCUUUCUUUCUUCUCAUUAUAUUUGGUGUAGGUUUUUUUUUUGUUUUUUUUUUUUCAAUUUCGUUACAUGGGGAAAUGCACAUAUAAACGUGUUUUUAAGUGAGCGGUGUCGUUGGAUAAUGGGUAGGUUAGGGGGAGGGUCAUGUUUGAGGCUUAUCAUGAUCUUUUUAAGAUAAAAUAAAAAUUGUAAUGAGUGCAUACAAAUUUAAACAUGGUGGGGAAAGUAAAGUCACGUCUGGGAAAGAUAAACUUUUUUGUGCACCUAUCUGCGCGGUGUGGGCAAACAGACAAUAACAAACAAAAACAGUCAACAAACAAACAGUGAAGCAUUUUAAUUGAGGAAAUUCCAAGCAGACUGAACAAUCGUGACCAAUCCGAUUUCUUUCUUCUACUUGUAUACACAAUAGAAAAAGCUUUGGGUUGUGGUGAGUAUAAAGUCAAACGCUUUUUUCAAGUCUCCGACAACUGACAGGAAAUAGAGAUAACCCAUAUUUUUUACACUGUCACUACUUUCACCUCUACAGCCGCCAGAACCUAAUUACAGCAACAUGAUGUGAGAGGAUGCUGCCGUUUGUUGGGUGUAUGGGUGACAAUGAAAUUGUAAAGCAUUGUUCAAAUGUAAACAGCGCUGGUCAGAUGUCAGGCAAUAUUUUUGCAUAAAAAGGUAUUUUUUAUUUUGUAAAGGAAUUGUUGACGAACUGCAGUCUACAACAUAUAAGCAUGGAAAAUAUAAUUUUAUUCCUCAGAGAUAGUAAUAUACAAAAACUUUUUUGCAUAUAACUUGAUGUUUGUGACAGUUAUGUACUCAUUCUUGUCAAGAAGUGUUAUACUGUGCGACCGUGAUAUCAGAUUCUUUUCAUUCAUUCAACCCUUGACUGGCACCACCAGCAGACCACCAGGUCCACUGGUACUACACUUUUGUGCAUUGAUACAGUUACAUGUAACAUACAGUGUAGAAAACCUCGUUAUUUUCUAAAGCAGCUGAUAUUUAUCGUCAUUGUCUACAUCAUCAUCGUCAUGAUUGUCAUCGUCAUCUUUCUGAUUAUGGGUUUCGAGUCAGACCAUAAAAAUCUGCCUUGUGACAGGUUGUCAUGAUGGUGCCUUCCUCUUGUGUGUUUUGCUGAUGGAAUUCACUCCUCACAGGGUGUGUUGUCACCUGCGCUGUGGUGACCGACAGGUUCAGUAGGUCAAAGGGCACUAGCGUGACCGGGGUUUGACCUGCCUCUCGCUGUCAACAGGCCUGCAGUCAGCAGGUUUAGAGACUUAUACAUUUGCUACACAUGUGAUGCUUCCCCCAGAAACAGGUGAAUAUAUUUUCUUACAUCAAUCAAAAAAGUUGUCGACAGUUGUGAUUGAAGUCUGUUGACGAGUCCGAAGUCUCCUCGCCAUCCUUACUGUUUGUUCCCUGACUCGUCCUUCUUUGUCUUUUAUUUGUCCUCAGGGUUGUUUCUCAUAUGAGUCACUUUUAUUAUUAUUAUCCUCGUCAUUAUAAUCAGUGUAAACUAUAUCCAGGCCUUCACAGUUAAUCACUAAACACUACUCAUUAAUUAGAAAAUAUACAGGAACUAACUUUUAUUUUUUGCUUCUUGGGGAACAUGUGUGACACUCAUCUCGACAUCCACAAAAUGAUUCUCACAGUCAAAAGAAUGUGUUGGUCUUCUCGCUAAUGAAGCUUUAAAAUAUUACAUCGCAUUUUUUAGCAUGGCUAAUUAGCAUUUUAUUCUGAUAAUUCUGCACGAUUAUGCAUCUUACCUUCUAUUGCAUGUGGUCUAAAUUAUUCUGUCUGGGGACAUCACCCCAUAAACAUGCAUGUUGUACUGUGUGUUGAUAUGUCUGUCCAUUGUUCUCCGGGAACAAACUGAAGUGUGUUUGGAGACACCUUGCCGGCAGUUAGGACACAAAGAAGAUGUAUUGAACAGCACUCAGAACUCAAGCAGGCAGACAAUCUACAUUCAAUGUUUUUUUUUCAGUUUCAUUGUUAUCUUUCCUGACCACCAGUCGAACAGUAUUCACCUUAAUUAUCCAGCUUUCUAACUCAUUUCAGAUGUCAGGACGUGUUUGUGCUAGAAAAACCAAAGCUCUUCCUUUCUGUCUUUGACAAGUGAUCUUUUGAAGUAUUUGACCACAGUCUGUGAUUUCCCGCCUGUGAAAUUAAGCAUAUUCAGGUUCAAGCAGCUUUUGAAAAACAUUUUUAAGCUUUUUUAAUCUUUUAUAGAAAUACUUAAAAGUUUUUCUCUUGCGUGUGCGUGCACGUGCGUGUGCAUAUAUGUUUGUGUGUGCGCUCAGUAAGUAGUUCCUAGAACAGGAUAUAAUAUAAUCAUUUUUUAUUACUAUAAUUAUUUAUAGCACAUGUGACGGGGUCAGACUUGCUGUCUGCUCCUCACGUGAUCACGUGAAAGUAUUUUUGCAGCGUUCGCUGUCUAAUAUUUAAUAUGCACGUGUUGUCUGUAAACAAAUAUACACGGUGCAGGAUGAGGAAAAUAAAACAGGUAUCUAUUUAAAACGAAAUGUCCAGUUACUGAAGAAAUCAUGUAAUGUGUCCGACUUGUUUGUAACGUUCACAUACUUGGUUUUUUUUUUUCUGGCACCUGGAAUGUUGUUGCAAAUAUAUUCUUGUUGAUGAUUAAAAUUUUUAACACGA